AUGUCGGAAGAAAAGAAAGAUGGUGAAAAUGCAGAGAAGGAGCACAUGCAGCUUAAGGUUCGCUCGCCGGACGGGAGCGAAGUCUAUUUCAAGAUAAAGCGGCGCACAAAGCUUGAGAAGCUGAUGACAGCAUAUUGCAAUAGACUAGGUCAGUCUAUUGAUUCUGUUCGUUUUCUUUAUGAUGGUGAGCGUGUAAAGCCAGAGAAGACCCCGAUGGAUUUAGGAAUAGAAGAUGGAGAUGUUAUUGAUGCAAUGGUGCAGCAAACGGGUGGCGGAGAAGAUGCCUGA
This is a messenger RNA of Eimeria acervulina, 288 nucleotides long. Its product is annotated as ubiquitin-like protein SMT3 precursor, putative. The transcript is spliced from 2 exons. Lineage: Eukaryota; Apicomplexa; Conoidasida; Eucoccidiorida; Eimeriidae. Gene Ontology annotation, molecular function: protein tag activity; ubiquitin-like protein ligase binding. Gene Ontology annotation, cellular component: nucleus. Bases 1 to 288 code for a protein of 95 amino acids. Gene Ontology annotation, biological process: protein sumoylation. The record is from RefSeq and is a predicted model, not a curated record.